UCAGCCAUGAUCGCGCUCAGACUGCUUAAUUUCUUCUUCAUCACCUCAACACUGGAGGAUGAAUAUGAAGAAGACAGACGGAAGAAAACCUACGACAUCUCUCUUUACAAGCGUGGUGACCUUUUGGAGGUAUCCAGGACUCUUUUUAAACAUUUUGGAAUCUACUUAGGCGAGGGUCGUGUUGCUCAUUUCAUCCCAGACAUCCUACCAGUGUUCACUAAAGAAAAGUCCAUCACUGAGCAGAUGGUGACCAACGAAAGACUGAUUUUGGGAGUUUUAGCCAAAGCAGCUAGUGUCCGUGUGGACUCUUUGGUGGAUUUUGCGUACGGUGAUUGCAUACAGGUCAAUAAAAUUGACAGUAUGGUCAGUGUACAGCCACUGAAUGGAGAGGAAGUGGCACGACGUUCAGAGAAGCUGAUUGGAUCUUUCUCCUACAGCUUACUGUGGCACAACUGUGAACACUAUGUCAUGUACUGCCGCUAUGGUGUUGCAUUUAGCUUCCAAACCUUUCAGGUAAGAAAACUAAAAAGGUGGAGGGUGGAUAUAUAA
Molecule: messenger RNA, 549 nt
Organism: Sinocyclocheilus grahami
Lineage: Eukaryota; Metazoa; Chordata; Actinopteri; Cypriniformes; Cyprinidae
Product: lecithin retinol acyltransferase
Exons: 1
Coding region: 7-549 (180 amino acids)
Biological process (GO): vitamin A metabolic process; retinol metabolic process
Cellular component (GO): rough endoplasmic reticulum
Molecular function (GO): phosphatidylcholine-retinol O-acyltransferase activity
Source: RefSeq, a predicted model, not a curated record